AUGUCAACCUCAACAUGGGUUCCGCCAUCGCCUCCCGAUCCGGAAACUCUCAAGAACCCCCCGCCAUUUGACCCUUUUCCAUUCAUUCAUGUCCGCACUGGAAAAGUCAAGAAGUCACUUGCCGGUGGCAAGAUCGUAUCAGCAAUCUACAAGAACGCUCUAGCGGGACCACAAGAGAUCUGCAAGACCGGUAUUCCAACAGACGAACAUGCAUUCCAUAUGCACGGCGGCGAAGACAAGGCACUGCUCCACUACUGCUCAGCGCACUACGACGAGUGGAAGAAGGAACUACCAGCUUCUGAACACCACUUCAAGGGUGGCGCCUUUGGUGAGAACCUGUUCAAUCAUGAGGUCGGCGAGAAGAAUAUUUGUAUUGGCGAUCGCCUUGCCAUCGGAGAGAUCAUCGUUGAAGUCAGCGAGCCUAGGCAGCCAUGCUUCAAGCUCAACCACCGGUUUGAAGUCAAGAAUAUGGCUAAGCGCGUCCAGACGCUUAUGCGAACUGGCUGGAUGUACCGUAUCAUCAAGACAGGCACGGUCAACCCCGGUGACAUGAUCUCGCUGUUGGAGCGCCCACAUCCUAAAUGGACAGUGGCACGCGUAAUGUACUACCUCUUCAUUGAGUUGGACAACUUCGAGAUGAUGAAGCACAUUGUCGAGAUCCCACAACUCGGCUUUGAUGUCAAGGACAAGUUCAAGGCUCGGCUCAACAAGGGCACCAUCGAGGAUCAGCUAGGUAGGAUGAAUGGCCCCGAGGGUGCCAAGAUGGACACAUGGAAUGAGUAUUGUCUUGUUGAGAAACGCAAGGAGACGGGCACUGUCACAGCCUUUGUCUUUGAAACCAUAGAAGACAUUGUCGACCCCUCUCCUGUCGAGCCUGGCAGCCAUGUGCGAUUGAAGCUCGGCGGCAAACUCGUCCGCGCCUACUCCGUUGUGGGCGGGACAUCAAAGCGCUUUGAGCUCGGUAUCGCACUUGACCCAUCCAGCCGUGGCGGCUCAAAAUACAUGCACGAGAACACUGCAGUCGGCGAUGUGUUGACCGUCGGACGCAUCACCGCGAGCUUUCCCCUCGCCAAACUCGCAGACAAGCACAUCAUCAUCGCAGGCGGUAUCGGUAUCACAGCGUUCCUAGUCGCACUCAAGUUCCUCCAGGACGCAGACCAGAUCUAUCAGCUCCACUACGCCGUCUCAGAGGAAGUGCCAUUCGCAUCUCAAAUCGCCGCUCUUGGAUCAAAAGCCAAGAUUUACAACAAAUCCAAGGGCCAGCGUCUCGACAUCUCCGCUAUCCUCGCUAAAGCCGAUCAUCAGACUCAUAUCUACACUUGCGGCCCUACACGUCUCAUGGAUGCUGUUGUUGACACGGCGAAGAGCUACGGUAUCCCUGAGUCUUGUGUUCACAUUGAGGCUUUCACUGUGAAUACAUCCGGCGACCCGUUCACGGUUGAGCUCAAGCAGAGCAAAAAAAAGGUUGAAGUGGGCCCGGCGCAGAGCUUGUUGGAUGCGCUGCAGGCUGUGGGUAUGGACGUUGAUAGCUCCUGUGAGGUUGGUAACUGUGGUACGUGCAAGGUGGAUGUCUGUUCCGGGCGUGUCGAACAUCGCGGUACGGGCUUGUUGGAUAAUGAAAAAGAGGAGAGCAUGUUGAGCUGUGUUAGUAGGGGUGUGGGUACCAUUGUCUUGGACUUGUAG
Molecule: messenger RNA, 1683 nt
Organism: Pyrenophora tritici-repentis Pt-1C-BFP
Lineage: Eukaryota; Fungi; Ascomycota; Dothideomycetes; Pleosporales; Pleosporaceae
Product: MOSC multi-domain protein
Molecular function (GO): 2 iron, 2 sulfur cluster binding; oxidoreductase activity; molybdenum ion binding
Source: RefSeq, a predicted model, not a curated record